GGGAAGGCUUGGCCCAGUAACCCACAGCGGAACUACAACUCCCAGCACCGUGGCUGCCCGGACUCCCGGAAGCCGGAGCCCAGCCGGGAGGAAGCAGCUGAGACCCCUCCAACAGGCGGGGGUUAACUUAGCAAGAAAAAGGGGGCGGGAAGGGCUGGGCGUCUGUCAGUUCGCCACCAUGAACGUGGUUUUUGCUGUGAAGCAGUACAUUUCUAAAAUGAUAGAGGACAGUGGGCCCGGUAUGAAAGUACUUCUCAUGGAUAAAGAGACGACUGGCAUAGUGAGUAUGGUAUACACACAAUCGGAGAUUCUUCAGAAGGAAGUGUACCUCUUUGAACGCAUUGAUUCUCAAAAUCGAGAGACCAUGAAACACCUGAAGGCAAUUUGUUUUCUUCGCCCUACGAAGGUACUGCAUAAACUGAGCUGCCUCCUACCCAGGCAAAUGCAGAACACUCUGAUCUGAAAGCAUUAAGAAGGCAAAAUAAAUUUGUAUUAUCAU
This is a messenger RNA of Propithecus coquereli (Coquerel's sifaka), 499 nucleotides long. RefSeq names its product vacuolar protein sorting-associated protein 45-like. NCBI's taxonomy places the organism in Eukaryota, Metazoa, Chordata, Mammalia, Primates, Indriidae. Bases 179 to 463 code for a protein of 94 amino acids. Gene Ontology annotation, biological process: vesicle-mediated transport; intracellular protein transport. Gene Ontology annotation, cellular component: Golgi membrane. The transcript is spliced from 2 exons. The record is from RefSeq and is a predicted model, not a curated record.